Molecule: messenger RNA, 1278 nt
Organism: Scheffersomyces stipitis CBS 6054
Lineage: Eukaryota; Fungi; Ascomycota; Pichiomycetes; Serinales; Debaryomycetaceae
Exons: 1
Source: RefSeq, a predicted model, not a curated record
AUAGCGAAGCCGUCUCUUAGAGCGUUUUUGUUCGCUUAUCUCUAUGUAGUGAUUCCCAAGGCUUUGAACCACAUUAUUGUAGCCAUCAAGAGAAAUGAUCUCGCAGAUUUGCCCAAGCGUUUGGCGACAGUUCUAGCCAGGGCGUUGCAUCCCAAGAAGUUCCCCAUGUUCACUGCGUACAUUGUCGCAGGUACCAAUUUAUUGGAGCCAAUAGUGUUCAAGAUAGUCCAGAGACUUGCACUAUUGAAGAGCAGAAGCAGCACCUUGUUCAUAUCAACUUUGGUUUCGGGCUUCAUUUCCGCCAUCAUAACGUUUCCUCAAUUCCAGAAUCACAUUUUGGGCUACGGCAGAUACUAUUCGCUAGAUUUGACUCUUUUGUUAACUACCAGAGCUUUGGACACAUUGGUGUCUUCAACUCUUGCCCAUGUCGUUCCCAGCAUACUUCAGAGCAAAGGUGACGCUCUUCUUUUUAUACUAUCGUCGUUUUUGGUGAUGUUUUCAUGGUUCUACAAGCCUGAAUCAUUGCCUCCAUCCUAUAGGGGUUGGAUCACAGCUGCAGCUAAUAUGGACGAUGAGCUCAUAUGGGCUCUCAAAGGUCUCCGCGAAGGAACACUAGUGUACGGAGAACAUGGUCCUCUUGAGGAUAUUCUUGUACCAAUGGCUGAAAGAUAUGGCCAAGAUCCAAAGAGAGGAAGUCUCAUUCACAACCAACCCAUCGAGUGUGAGGUGGUACAUGCUUUCACAACUAAGAAUUGCGAAGUCCAUGCUCUCUGGAGAUUCUACCGUGGCUUCGUUUUUUCGUUGAAAGUGUACGGGCCAUUGAACGCAUUGAUGCUUCUAUUUCCUAAUAAGAGUAAGAUGUCCACCAGGAUCUGGAGAGCGUUUCUAUCCACAUGUAGAUCGUCCUGUUUCUUGGGUACUUUUAUUUCACUCUACUGGUACGGGGUAUGUCUCGUGAGAAACAGACUAUUUCCCAAGCUUUUUCCCAACAAGCCCUUGGUGGAAUGGGAUAUCACUUGGGGCCCUACAGUCGGUGCCAUGUUAUGCGGCUUAUCGUCGUUUGUAGAGACACAAGGACGUCGUAAAGAAUUGGCUUUAUUUGUAGCACCAAGAGGGUUGGGCACUUUAGUACCAACGGAACCAUCGGAAAUCAAUCUUCGUAUUGAAGCUAUUGUGUUUUCCUUCAGCUUGGCUGUGCUAGUAGCAUUUUCCAAAAAGGACCCUAAGUCUGUGAGAGGUAUUUUCGGAAAGGGAUUUCAGCAAGUUUUCAAGAUCUAG